Messenger RNA from Tyto alba (common barn owl), 2525 nucleotides. Its product is annotated as gap junction beta-5 protein-like. The record is from RefSeq and is a predicted model, not a curated record. The coding region runs from base 491 to 1318 and encodes 275 amino acids. The transcript has 2 exons. Gene Ontology annotation, biological process: cell communication. NCBI's taxonomy places the organism in Eukaryota, Metazoa, Chordata, Aves, Strigiformes, Tytonidae. Gene Ontology annotation, cellular component: connexin complex.
GGGGUUAUAAAGGGAGGUGGUCGGCUCAGCAGCUCCUGGUGCCUCGGGCAGGGGGUUCCAGUGCUGCGGCCACAUCGUCCCUGCAGGUCUGAGUAAGGGAAGCUGGGCGCAGGGAGGGGCUGGAGGGACCCCAGGCGGUGCUGGGCACCCCGGCACCCCCCACCCCCCCCCCCGCAGCAGCUGAGGGCUGAUGGUUCUGAGCACCCGCCCUUCCCCGCACGGCAGCAGGAUCGGGCCCCCGCGCGCUGCGGGGCAGCCCUUCGCCCCGGGAGAUCUGGCAGCCGGCGAGGACGUGUGGGGAUCUGCCCCGAACCUCGUCCCUUCCCCCUGGGAAUCUCCUCCUUGCUCCCAGGAGCCCCGGGAUGACUCACAGGGCGCCGGCGUCUCCCGCGCCGGUGAUGCGAUCCUGCCGUGGGCAACCACCCACCCGCAGCAGCGCCGGCCUCGGCAGAGGGACACCCCGCAGGCUAGCUAACAGGAUUGGGGGACCAUGAACUGGGGGGUGUUUGAAGGGCUCCUCAGUGGGGUCAACAAGUACUCCACAGCCUUCGGCCGCAUCUGGCUCUCCCUCGUCUUCAUCUUUCGCCUUCUGGUCUACGUGGUGGCGGCCGAGCGGGUCUGGAGUGACGACCACAAGGACUUCGACUGCAACACGAAGCAGCCGGGCUGCACCAACGUCUGCUACGACCACUUCUUCCCCGUCUCCCACAUCCGCCUCUGGGCCCUGCAGCUCAUCCUGGUGACCUGCCCGUCCCUCCUGGUCAUCAUGCACGUGGCCUACCGGGAGGCCAAGGAGCAGAGGCGCCGCGCCGCCGGCGGGGACAGCGGCCGCUGCAUCUACCCCAACCCCGGCAAAAAGCGGGGGGGGUUGUGGUGGACCUACCUGCUCAGCCUCUUCUUCAAGGCCGGCGUGGACGUGGUCUUCCUCUACAUCUUCUACCGCUUCUACAGGAACUACACCCUGCCCCGGCUGGUGAAGUGCGAGCUGCCCCCUUGCCCCAACGUGGUGGACUGCUUCAUCUCCCGGCCCACCGAGAAGACCAUCUUCACCCUCUUCAUGGUGGUCACCACCUGCAUCUGCGUCGUGCUGAGCCUUGUCGAGGCCGUCUACCUGAUCGGCAAGCGGUGCCGCGAGUGCCUCCUGGCCGGCAGCGGGGAGUGCCGCCGGCACAGCCAGGACUGCGCGCUCUCCCACGCCGAGCCCGCGGGCACGGGGGGGCAAGUUUUCCACGGGGUGGACUACAAACCCGCCACGGCCUCCAGCCCCGCCAUGGCCUCCAGCCCCAGCACGCUGCCCGAGGAGGAGGAUCUUUCCUAGAGCUGCGCCAGCGGAAAGCAGGAGCUGCUCUGCACCUUCAUCUCCCCUCUCCUCUUCCUCCUCCGUCUCCCCGGCGCAGGAACACUGGGGGCAGCAGCAUCUCAGUGUCGGGCUGUGCCCGAGGGCAGUCUGCUUCUCCCACCCUGGGGAAGGCACGUUACAUCGUUCUGCUGAAUUGGGGGUAAAACCAGGUGCUGUAGGACACGGGCAGUCCCCAAGAGCAAACAGGAGCAAGCAGCUCCGUGACCCGGCAGCGGUGCCCGGAGGUCAGGCCUGUCCUAGCCAGGCUGCCUCAGCUGGUCCUGAGGGUAUCCUUGCAAGGAAUAACAAUUUCUGUCCCUCGGAAGCGAUGGCCAAGGCGGUUGUUCUCCUGCUCCUCGGGCACAGCACCCCUGGAAAGGCAUCGCUCCCCCGGGCAGCUCCAUGCUGCCCCCAGACCAGCCGUGGUGACAAACCACUGGCUGCCGGCUUGGCUCUGCUGCAGAAAAACCACUGAAAACUGGAGCAGCCCCUGGAGCUGGGCAUGAGCGACGGCUCUGGCCGGAGAUGGGGAGCAUCAAGGCCAGGAGGGUGGGUUUGGGGAUGUUACGAGCUCUGUGCUGCCAGGGGAAGGGCUUGUCCUUCUGCCCAGCAAGUCAACGGCAAAACUCUUGCUGCAUUCAGGCACUGGAUGCAAGCGAGCAAGCAGGACAGCUUAAUUAUCUCCCUGUAAUCACAGGCUCUAAAAAAAAAUGAAAUAAAUUCUUGAUUUAAUAUGGGCUGCUGGGCACCGGCGGGCACACCCAGGGGUGUGAAUGUCCCCAGGGACCCACGGUGGCCGUGGGCUGGCAGGGACAGGCUGGAACAAAUUCGACAUGUCACAAGCUUUCAAACCAGCUCGGAUGUGGGGGGGCGAGGGGCUGGCCAGGACGGACACCCCAAGGAACCCCUAUCCCUCGGCCUAUGUAAGCUGCACCGCAGGUGUCGGGGCCAGUUCAGACGGAUGUGAUGGUCAUUAAUUACACUCAUUAUCCGAGUGGGGACAAGAGCACGUGCUUGGUGCGGCAGCCACCCCAGCGAAGUACAGGGGUGAGGAUCCGGCCGGGCAGGCAGAGCCCAGCGUGGGCUGCCGGCUCUUCCUGCCCCGCUAGAGGAAAACACCUGAGCAAAACAGCCGAAUAAAGGAGAGGAAAAACACCGCAACCAUUGAUUAAACAAUAACAUUAAA